Messenger RNA from Sphenostylis stenocarpa, 318 nucleotides. The record is from the annotation of a GenBank genome assembly. NCBI's taxonomy places the organism in Eukaryota, Viridiplantae, Streptophyta, Magnoliopsida, Fabales, Fabaceae.
AUGAGGUUCUUCGUUUCUUGCUUCGGCGGCGCCGGCGAACCCACUGCCGCCAGGAAGCCCGUCGUUCCUCCGCCUUCCCGGAAUCUCCGCCGCAACAAGACCCAUUGGCGGCCCGCCCUCGGAUCAAUUUCCGAGGAAACUGCGCCGCCCCUCAGGGAGAGGGAUGCGGCGGCGGAGGCCGCCGGGGACGUCAAGAGGAUUGUCAACAGCAACACUGCAAAGGCUCAACGCCGUCACUACGGCGAGGAUUGCGAUUACAGCCGAGUUGUCAUGAACGCGAUUAUGCCAACAUUCUCUCCUACGCCAUUCAUGUUCUGA